UUAUACCCCCGACCGUGGGCGACUGCUGAGCCUCUCGAACACUCGUUCGGCAUUGACAAAGCCGGAGCCUGUCGCACACAGAGAGAUGACACUGCGAUGGGCCAGGCCCUCCGUAUUCUUCUGCUCAGCUGCCUGACCUGUCUUAGAGUCAAACCCUUCGUCAACCUGGGCUGUAGCGGGAUCUGGAUCAAGCACAGGGAGAGCGAUACAAGCACCACCCCGACUGCACAUGGGCACUGACCGUCCAUAUCGUCAGCUGUUUCCAUCAGCAGUUGCUGAAUCUCCUUUGGCCUGAGUGCUUUGUCGAAGUUUAGCAUCAAGCCUGCCGGCAGAGGAACAGAACAGAGGUGCGUCGUUUUCUGAUGGAGUGGACUUGUCUCACUGACCUGUCAGUGCAGCGAUGUGAGACGCUGCCGCUGUG
Vitrella brassicaformis is the source of this 421-nucleotide messenger RNA. The record is from the annotation of a GenBank genome assembly. Lineage: Eukaryota; Vitrellaceae.